Messenger RNA from Abrus precatorius (Indian licorice), 992 nucleotides. Its product is annotated as protein NEN4. Gene Ontology annotation, molecular function: nucleic acid binding; 3'-5' exonuclease activity. The transcript is spliced from 5 exons. Lineage: Eukaryota; Viridiplantae; Streptophyta; Magnoliopsida; Fabales; Fabaceae. The record is from RefSeq and is a predicted model, not a curated record. The coding region runs from base 1 to 834 and encodes 277 amino acids.
AUGAUGGAGGCCUCUUAUUCAUGCAGUGAGCAUGCACCUGAGAUUGUUUUCUUUGAUUUGGAAACCACAGUGCCCAGAAAGGGUGGACAACGGUUCUGGGUCCUAGAAUUUGGUGCUAUUGUAGUUAGUGCCCACAAACUCAACGAGAUCGAGAGCUAUACCACGUUGAUAAGACCCAAAGACCUUUCUGUAGUCUCAGUGAAGUCCAACAGAUGCGAUGGAAUAACUCGUGAAACUGUUGAGAAUGCACCAUGUUUUGAGGAUGUUGCAGAUAGAAUAUUCAGUAUUUUGAAUGGAAGGGUGUGGGCUGGGCAUAACAUUCAGAGAUUUGACUGUGUUCGAAUCAAAGAGGCCUUUGAAGAUGUCAAUAGGGCAGCACCUGUACCAGUUGGAAUCAUUGACUCUCUGGGGGUCCUAACUGAGAAGUUUGGACGCAGAGCUGGUAACAUGAAGAUGGCAACACUGGCUUCUUAUUUUGGCCUUGGCCAGCAAAAGCAUAGGAGCUUAGAUGACGUUCGCAUGAACUUGGAGGUCCUUAAACACUGUGCAACGGUGUUGUUUCUGGAAUCUACUCUACCAAACACGUUGCAUGGCAAUUGGUAUGGAUCUUCUUCCAGCAUUAUGACGCGAAGCAAAACUAAUGGGAAAUCGCCCAGCAAAGACGAGACUAAUAGAAAAUCUCCCCCAACUUCAUUGGGAUAUCAGAGGACAGUCCCUUAUGCUAGGGGAAGUUUGGGAAAGGUAACCGAAAGAGUGAAGGGGUUGUUGUGUAAAGCACAAGGGCAACCACCUCUCCAACAACUACUCAAACAUUCUCAUUCAUUGCUAAGGUGAAGAAUUGCCAAGUUGGAUUUUCCGUUCAGAAGAAGGCCUCAUGUUUUGUUGAGGUGGCAGAUUGAAAGGAAGAUGUGCAUGCACAAGAUGCCAGCAUGUUUUACUAGGACGAUUCCGAGAAUGUUUAAGAUUCUAAAGCUCAAGAAAGAAACCGAGUA